UUCUUCUUCUCUCUCUACAACCUGAUCCAAAUCUUUAACUUGAUGCACUUCUUCUUGUUGUUUUAGUGUUUUGAUCAAGGGUUUUGUCAUUUGUGGAGUGUUUGAUGAUUUUUUAACAGCAAUGGAGAAAAGAAACUGUGUGAGGGAUGAUAACAGGUUGAAAGAUCUCAAUUUUCUUGGUGCAAGAUCAGCAACAAAUGGAGUUUUUAGUGAUUUUCUAAGAGAUAAAGAUGGUGUUAAUGGAGAGGUGGGAGAUUUAGUGCAUGGGUUCUCAUGGCCUCCAAGAUCUUAUACUUGUACUUUUUGUAAAAGAGAGUUUAGAUCUGCUCAAGCUCUUGGUGGCCACAUGAAUGUUCAUAGGAGAGAUAGAGCUAGGCUUAGACAAAUGUCAUCCUCUCAAAACUUCUCUUCAAACUAUAGUAGUUUGUUCAAGCUUAACCUCCAUCCAAACCCUAAUUCUAACCCUAAUUUCUCACCUCAGUUUUCUUCAAACUUGUCACCCUCUACAACAGUGUUAUCUCCCUCAUAUGUACAACAUGAUUUGUCAUACUCAUCGCCGACUGGUAACACGUCCUAUUGUUUGCGCGAUAAAGGUGGUGAAGAUCUAACCAUGAAGAAAUCUCAUAUACCCGGUUUUGGGUUUUGUAAAUUUCUUGGUUUUCCAUGUGAAAAUGAGGGUAAGAUUGUAAAGAAUUCAGAGAUUGUUAGAUGGGAUUCGGAGAUCGGCUUGUUUGGUGAAUCGGAGACGGAUGAUUUGGACUUGGAACUUCGACUCGGUUGCUCUUAGUACUUGGAUUAACCAUUAAGCGUUCAACGUUAAUAAGAAGGUGCAUCUUGAUGACUUGUUUUAUAAUAUUGGGGUUAAUCUUCAUUAUGAUAUGUGAUUUGCAAUUUUUUAAUAUGUAUUUGAGGGCAAGAACUUGUUUUGUAAUGUACUUUGCAAUUUUUUAAUAUGUAUUUGAGGGCAAGAACUUGUUUUAUAAU
This is a messenger RNA of Helianthus annuus (common sunflower), 984 nucleotides long. Its product is annotated as transcriptional regulator SUPERMAN. The record is from RefSeq and is a predicted model, not a curated record. Lineage: Eukaryota; Viridiplantae; Streptophyta; Magnoliopsida; Asterales; Asteraceae. The transcript has a single exon. Bases 122 to 787 code for a protein of 221 amino acids.